AUGCCCUCUCCGCCUUCACAGAUCGCAUCGCCGCCCAGGGAAACGAUGAGCCGCGAGGCCAGCGGCGCGUCGGUGAGCUCUGUCCCGGUACCCGAGCCAGAGCGGCAGCAGGGGCAGGGGAACCAAGGGGAGGAGGCGGGGUGGACGCCGCUGGAGAAGGUGGCGGAUAAAGUGGAGGAGCUGUACAGUCUCCGCGACACCUUCUUCCCCCGAGACCCCUCCGAGAAGUCUGCGUCCCUCCGCGCCUGCGCCGACGCCGCCCUGGGAGUCCUCGAUUCCCUGCCUCCCGUUACAGAGCAAAGAAAAUCCCCAGAAGAGCGUGUUAUUUAUGAAUUUUUGAUGGGAAAAAUACUCGAUGUCUUCCCAGAUUAUUGUAAGGAGGCUGAAGAGCAUUUAUCCAAAGCAGUAAAGCUGAAUCCAUCUCUUGUGGAUGCAUGGCUAUGUUUGGGUAACUGCAUCUGGAAGAAGGGGAAUUUGGCAUCAGCAAGGAACUGUUUCUUAUUAGCACUAAGUAAGGGCGCAGAUAAGAAAAUACUAUGUCAACUCUCAAUGCUUGAAAGGAGUAUGGCUCAAUCUAGUGAAGACCAAGUGUUGUUAGUGGAAGAGAGCAUUAAUCAUGCAAAAGAAGCUGUAAUGCUGGACAUAAAAGAUGGAAAUUCCUGGUAUAAUCUGGGUAAUGCAUACCUCACAAGCUUCUUUGCGAGCGGAGCCUGGGACAAAGCUAGGCUUCAUCAUUCGAUCAAAGCAUAUCAAAAUGCUGAGAAGGAUGAAACUAUGAAACUAAAUCCAGACCUCUACUAUAAUUGUGCCACAGCUUACAAAUACUUAGAGAACUAUGAAAGUGCCCUUCGCGGAUUUGAAGCUGCUGCGUUAAAAGAUCCUGCUCUCAGGGCUGACAUAGAAGUUCAGAAGAUCAUCAAUCUCCUUGAUAAGUUAGAGAAUGCAACGAAGGUACCUUCUGUAACUAUAGGACGACUACGACCCAAGAGAUCAGCAUCAUUGGUGUCAUCUCUGAAUGAAGUCAAUUUCAAGUUAUUCCACAAGAAAGCAACCAUAAGCAUCCUAUCAGGAGGUUUGAACAAGACAGUUGCUGUUGUGUGUAAAGUGGUUCUUUGGAUAAGACAUGACGAUGAUGCUCCACUGUAUUAUUUAACAUGUGACUUGGAUCAGUCUUAUUUCAUACUAUCAGUUUACGGGCUACAGAACGAAGCAAUUAAAGAAGGCGAUCGAGUGGUACUGCUGGAACCAUACUACAAAAUCCUAGAUAUAUCUUGGAAAGAACAGCGCUAUAAGUUCAAGUCAAUUCGUGUGGACUUCCCAGAACAAAUUAUUAUCAACGAGAAAGCUCCAGCUGCUCAUCAUGUUGCCCGGGCUUCAAUUCGUGCGCAGCAUAAACCAUAA
This is a messenger RNA of Triticum turgidum subsp. durum (durum wheat), 1401 nucleotides long. NCBI's taxonomy places the organism in Eukaryota, Viridiplantae, Streptophyta, Magnoliopsida, Poales, Poaceae. The record is from the annotation of a GenBank genome assembly.